GAUGACAUAAAUGUAAUUAUAGCCAAAAGACUUAUAUUAUUAUGUAAUAUUUGGAUAAUUUUUUUAUUAAAUCUAUCCCACUUUUCUUUAUGAUAACUGUGUGAUUUUGGACUUACUAGGCACAUAUGGCACUUCAUAACAUAGAUGCUGCAAUUGAAAGCUUUAAAAAUGCACUGGUCUUAGAGCCAAAUGAUGCUGGGAUUAAGAAGGACCUUGCAGCUGCUAGGAAGAAGGUUGUGUCUAAUACACGCAGUAGAAGUCAACUUUGAAGGCAAUGUUUACUUUUUAAUUCCUAGUUUAACAUUGUUGAAGAGAAGGUGCAGAGAAUUCAGCAUCAAUCGCUGGCCUCAUAGAAAAAUCAAAAGCUUGCAUUUACUCUUACAAAAUCUUACAUUAUUAGAUAUUAACAUAGUUUAGGGAAUUGGAUGGUAGAUUUGAUUAAUAAGUGCUUAUUGCAAUGUUUGUAUUUUGGUAAGUUUAGUAAGACAAGUUUUUGCAUAGGAGCUAUUACUUUU
Molecule: messenger RNA, 515 nt
Organism: Arachis ipaensis
Lineage: Eukaryota; Viridiplantae; Streptophyta; Magnoliopsida; Fabales; Fabaceae
Source: RefSeq, a predicted model, not a curated record